AUGAAACCAUGCAUCCUUACAAUGGGACUAGAUCAAACUUUGAUUGACGAAGUUUUACAAGGUAUAAUUAGUAAUCCAGUUGUCGAUCUACCAGUUAAAACUAGUGAAAGUAAUGAAAAUUUAACAUUCCAUGAUUGGGUUAUUGAUACAAAGUAUUACACAUGUGAUGUUCAAUUUUGUGUAGUUAAACAAAAAUUACUUGUUGAACAAGAUAUAGCAGAUGCCACAGAAGUUAUUUUAUUACUCUUAGAUCCAAAUAAUCUGAAUACAUUAGCAAAAGCCGACAGUUGGCUACCAUUUUUGAGUGUUAUUGAUUGUGAGACUAAAUGUUUGGUAUGUCAAAAUAUAGACUCGUUUUCUGAAAUUAAUCGAUCUGAUGCACAAAAAUGGUGUGAUGAACAUAAUUUUGAAUUAUUGGAAUUAGAAAAGAAAAAUGAAACGGAUGAAGACAGUGAAGAAGAAAUGGAUGAUCGAUCGAUCAAGGACGUGUACGGAACACAAAGAAUUAUUCAAACAUUACAACUUCAUUCUUGGCCAGAUAUGGUUAUGAAAGGUUAA
Messenger RNA from Didymodactylos carnosus, 558 nucleotides. NCBI's taxonomy places the organism in Eukaryota, Metazoa, Rotifera, Eurotatoria, Philodinida, Philodinidae. The record is from the annotation of a GenBank genome assembly.